This is a messenger RNA of Octopus bimaculoides (California two-spot octopus), 1140 nucleotides long. RefSeq names its product protein ZBED8-like. Lineage: Eukaryota; Metazoa; Mollusca; Cephalopoda; Octopoda; Octopodidae. The record is from RefSeq and is a predicted model, not a curated record.
AUGAAGAAGAUCCCACUUAGUAAUAACACAACUUCUCGACGCAUCCAUGAAAUGGCCAACGAUGUCAAACAUCAGCUCAUUAAUAUUCUCCAGUGUUCUGAAAUUUCUAUACAAGUGGAUGAAUCAGUUGUUGUGGGCAAUCAAUGUUUGAUGAUGGUAUAUGUUCGGUAUUUAAGCGAAGACCUUCAACCUUGUGAGGAAUUGUUGUUCACAGAGAAAUUGCCGCUUGAUUCAAAAGGUGCAACUAUUUUUCACAUUCUCAAGUUUUUCCUUUUUAAGCAUAAUAUCCUACUCAGUAAUAUUCUUGCCUGUGCGUCUGAUGGAGCCCCUUCAGUGAUAGGGAGAUACAGAGGUUUUUCAUCUUUCUUAGAGUGUGAAAUUUCCCACCAGGUACUAACUGUUCAUUGCUUGGCACACCGGCAUCAUUUAGUGGCAAAAAAUAUGAACAGUAGAUUGAAUGAUGUGCUAAAGUUAGUUAUCAAGACUGUGAACAAAUGGAAGUCCAGUCCCUUGUCUGAUCGAAUUUUCCGUCAACUAUGUCUGAGAAAUGAUGAGGACUAUACUAAACUCUUAUACCAUACCGAAGUGCAAGUCUCCUCGUUGUCACAACCAGUCCAAUUUGGACUGUUUCACAUAAUCAUAUCAUUCGUUGAAGAUACUCCACGCUCCGCUUCAUUGAUGACUAAAUUGGUAUUGUAUAUGACUAACAUUUCAAAACGUCAGUUCCAUCAAUUUCCACAACUUGAUUCUUUGAAAGAUGAAUUGGUUGAUGAAGACUUAUCUACAUAUCGCAAAUAUUUACAAUCAUUGCAUGAUAACGUGGUGAACCGAUUUCAAGAUGUUAUUGCGCUGAAUAUUCCAAAUUGGUAUAGCAAACCGUUUGAGGUCAAUGCAGUCGAUUGCGAGGAUGAUGUUCAGGAGGAAUUGAUAGCGUUACAAAAUGACAAUUGCACCACAAUGCGAUAUCGCCGUAAUGGCAAAGAAAGGUUGUGGUACCAUCAGAGUAUAUUGAAUUCCUACCCCAGUCUGUGGAAACAUCUGAAAUUAUUUUGCUUGCCUUCACUUCCUCAUACCUGGUUGAAUCUGGUUUUAACCAUGUUGGAACUUUAUUUUCCCAUAAAAGAAUUGAACUGGAUGUGA